AAUUAUAUACCACUUCACGCAGCCCUUCCAUUUUUCUAUCCCUGCACACUCCUGCAUUUUCAUCUUCCCCCACCCUCAUCAAUCCACUUCCCUCCCUCCACCCUCAGCAAAUGGGCACUGACCUCGGACCCUUUUUCCGGGUUUACUGGAGCAGUCGGAUCUUUUACGGAGGACACAAGACAUACUUCUGCCGACCAGUUAAAUGGACAGCGAGGUGCAGCGAGAUGGCAGAAUUCUGGACCUGAUUGACGAUGCAUGGCGAGAAGACAAACUACCAUAUGAAGAUGUGGAGAUCCCAUUGAGUGAACUUCCAGAACCCGAGCAGGAUAAUGGUGGAACUACUGAAUCAAUCAAUGAACAAGACAUGAAAUGGACUGACUUAGCUUUACAAAACUUGCAUGAAAAUACCCCAUCUGCAGGAAGCUAGUUGCUGGCAGCAUUGGUACCAACAUAGCAACAGGCUUUAUUUAUGUAUUCUUUCCAAAGAGCAGGUGUCCAUAUCAUUGAAUUUAAAUUAGAGACACAGCGUAUAAAAGCAAAAAUUAUACAACUACAGUACGUAAUAGUAUUUAUGGACAAUGAAAUGCUGAGCUGAUAGAAUAAUGGAACAGUUUAUAAUCGUUGAUUUUUUUUAUUCAUUAAAAAAGGAAGUUUGUAUUCAUUAUAUAGAAGUACUGGUGGAGUAUCUCGUUUGCAAGCACUGAUAGUGUGUCAACAGAACAAUUUAAUCAAUGGCUAAUAUCUGUUACUUCUGUGUGUUGUAUAAUUCUGGCACACAAUCAUUUCAUGCUAUGUACAACUAAAUUUGUAAAUGAUUAAUGCUCUCACUGAUCUUGCAAACAUUUAAGUUUUUAAUAAUUUCCUUUAACCUUUUUUGGUGUCAUUGCCAAUUAAAUGGACUCUGAAAACUUGCA
Messenger RNA from Hypanus sabinus (Atlantic stingray), 914 nucleotides. It is a transcript of the gene anapc13, whose product is annotated as anaphase promoting complex subunit 13. Gene Ontology annotation, biological process: protein K11-linked ubiquitination. NCBI's taxonomy places the organism in Eukaryota, Metazoa, Chordata, Chondrichthyes, Myliobatiformes, Dasyatidae. Gene Ontology annotation, cellular component: anaphase-promoting complex. The record is from RefSeq and is a predicted model, not a curated record. The transcript has 3 exons. Bases 203 to 427 code for a protein of 74 amino acids.